Messenger RNA from Triticum dicoccoides, 473 nucleotides. RefSeq lists its product as uncharacterized. The record is from RefSeq and is a predicted model, not a curated record. Lineage: Eukaryota; Viridiplantae; Streptophyta; Magnoliopsida; Poales; Poaceae. Bases 19 to 447 code for a protein of 142 amino acids. The transcript is spliced from 2 exons.
GGCCGGUUUUGGGCCCUGAUGGAGUCAGACAACGAGGACGACGCCGGAGAUGGAGACUUGGCGAUGCGUUCGCCGCUGUCACCUACGCCUAGUUCUUUGAUUGGCGAUCUAUUUCAUGCAGGUUAUGAUGAAGAUGCGGUCGCCAAUAACGUAGACACAAUGGUGCCGGUGGAAGAUCCGGUGCGGGUGGGGCUUCACCCGGACGAGAGGAGGGAAGUGGUACGACGUGUCGUUCAUCGGAGAAAUGCGGCAUCGACGGUCAGGCCAUGGAAGGGCCCUAUACCCAAGGUUUUAUUCCGGACUACGGCACUGAUUCGUUCGUGGUCGCCACUCACCCAGACGGAGGCCAGGGAGCAUUUGGUUACUGGGUCUGUCCGCUGGGAGAUGGUAGCUCGGGAUAUCUUCGACCGGUUUGGAUGGCGGUCAUGUAAUAGGAUAGGUAUUUAGUGUUCCUAUCUACUUUACCCAGCCGG